UUUAGUUGUUCUUGUUCCUCUCUCCUUCCAACGCAACUACGUUGCAAAGCCAAGAAUUAGAAAGCUGAAGAGAAGAACUUGUUCACAACCAAACUCAAUUAAAACCUUAUAUCAAAAUCAUAUCAUAUCAAAUAUCAAUUUUUUUUAUAAUAUGUUUUCCAUUUUUUUGAUUGACACAGUAAUUUCCUCUUCUUCCACGCAACCAUAAGAAACAAAAUUAAAAAGAAAACCCUUUCUCUUCUUCUUCUCUUUUUCCUUUCUUUGUCUUCUUCAAUCACCGCUUGGUUUCAUUCAAUCACCUUCCAAACUUGUCUCAUCCUUUCAAUUCUUCAGCUUUCACUGCCCUUUUCCGCCUUUCAAUUUCAUUUACCUAUUUGGGUAUCCCUAAAUUCUUUUUAUCCAACAACACUUUCCCCAUGUCCUCUUCUUAGUUCAAGAAUUUACCAUUUAGGUAUUUGGGGCAUGGACUGGCUGUUUAUGCCCGCCUUCCGUGUCUGUGAACAAUGUUUGGCAGACAAAGAGAUGCAAGUUCUUUCAGUAUCUUCAAAUGGAAAAAUAAAGGUAAAUCAUCAGUAACAGAAGGUUUACUUCAGGAUGUUCCACCAGAGGUCGAAUUGUCUGAUUAUAGAAGGUUACCGAGUCCAGGCAGUGAAAGCCCUUCAGGGCUUCUUAAUGGCGAGAGCCUAAAUGUUGAACCGAUCGCUGAUUUGGAUCUCUUCUUUGAAAGGCUUUACAGCUACUACUGUGAAAAGGGGCUUUGGUGCAUCAUUACAAAGUGGAUUGUUGAACUUCUUAGUCUAGGAUUCACCAUAUGCUUUUCAGGCUUCUUUUUGUUAUAUGUUGAUUGGAAUGGGCUCCGUAAUGCGAAAUGUGGGAUGGAUGCAGUUGAAUCCGGAAUGAAGCCCUGUGAUCUUUCUAAAGAAGCUCUUAAUAGACACCCUUUAACCCCGCUAACGCUGACGAAAGUUAUCAUUGUUGGAUACCUAGGAAUAUUUUCUACAUAUUGGAUAUUCUGCUUCUUGAGGUUCUUUGCUCAACUAAAGGAUGUUCUGGAAAUCCGACAGUUUUACUAUGAUAGUCUUCAUGUUACCGACAAUGAAAUUCAAACCAUGCCAUGGGCUACGAUUAUUGAAAAGGUUGUUCUGGUGCAAAGUUCACGACAGCUGUGUGUCGUAAAGGAUCUUUCUGCUCAUGACAUGGUGAUGAGGUUGAUGCGGAAGGAGAACUACUUGAUUGGAAUGCUUAACAAGGGUGUGCUUGCUUUUCCAAUCUCUCAAUGGGUCCCCGGUGCUGGUCCUAAAGUGAAAUCUGAUCCAAAUGGAACAGAGCAUCGUCUAAUACUAACCAAGACCCUGGAGUGGACUUUGAAUUGGUGCAUACUGCAAAGCAUGUUUGAUAGAAACUUUUACGUCCGAAGGGAUUUUGUGUCGAAUCCAAGGACAUUAAGGAAGAGGCUUACGGUUGUGGGGCUUGCAAUGCUUUUCCUUUCUCCAUUUCUUGUCAUAUUCAUGCUAGUAUAUCUCUUCCUAAGGCAUGCUGAACAAUUUUAUAAUCACCCAAGUACAGCUUCAUCUCGAAGAUGGUCAAAUUUGUCAAGGUGGAUCUUUAGGGAAUUCAAUGAGGUGGAACAUUUCUUCAAGCAUCGGAUUAAUAGCAGUGUAGUACAUGCUUCCGAUUAUCUGAAGCAGUUUCCUACGCCUAUCAUAUCCAUCAUUGCAAAAUUCAUCUCUUUUGUAUCCGGUGGCUUUGCUGCAAUCCUUAUCAUCAUCGCUUUCCUGGACGAGUCUCUGCUUGAGGGUCAUAUAUUUGGUCGGAACUUGUUUUGGUAUGCUGCUGUUUUUGGAACUAUAACUGCCAUUAGCCGAGCUGCAAUUUCGAAUGAGCUUCUGGUCUUAGACCCCGAAGGAGCAAUGUCUAUGGUAGUUCAUCAUACACAUUAUAUGCCAAAGAGAUGGCGUGGCAAAGAAAGUACUGAAAUGGUUCGAAUUGAGUUCGAAACCUUAUUCCAGUAUACUGGGAUGAUGUUACUCGAGGAGAUGGCUUCAAUUUUCCUCACUCCAUACUUACUUCUGUUCGUUGUUCCGAAGCGAGUUGAUGAUAUAUUGCAGUUCAUUCAAGACUUCACUGUGGAUGUCGAAGGUGUUGGUCAUGUUUGCAGUUUCAGCGUCUUCAAUUUUCAAGAGCAUGGAAACAGUAGUUAUGGUUCCCCUUACAAUGCGCCUCGCAGCCGGAGGAGUUCUCAGGGCAAGAUGGAGAAAUCAUUUUUGAGCUUUCAGAGUAGUUACCCUUCAUGGGAACCAAAUGCUGAAGGGAAGCAAGUCUUGUUAAAUCUGAAAACCUUCAGAGAACAAAAGUUACAUGGACAUGGACACGGACAAGGAAAUGGAUACGGAGACAGGGACAUAUAUUCCCCUCCUAGAACAUGGAGAUGUAGCCCUAACUUUGGAAGCAAUGGAGACAGAAACAGGUUUGUGUCCCGGGAUAUGCCGUUUGCAACCGGCAAUCAUUUAGGUUCGUUGUGGCUAAUCGAGUCUAAUCCAAACAACCAUCCCUAUCUUCUCGAUUGGUACUAUACUUCUCAACCACAUGGCGUAACAUCGAGGGAUAUUCCGGACGAUCCAUUUGAAGUAACCGAGCAUCAUCCCGGAAAUUGGAUGGCUUCCAACACGACACAAAACGAACCUGGCUACGAACAUUACUUGAAUGACUUUUGUGACGAUCGAGCCACUUCUCAUCUCGGGGCUUCUACUUCAGCCCCCAUCUUUAAGGAAAGCCUGAUUGAGGAUCGAAAUGCGAACAAUCUGCUGCCAACGACACGGAGCCAUUGGUGGGCUAGAAGCCGUCAGGGGCAGGGCGGCCAGGGUCAAACAAGCUUCUUCGAGCCUCCGGAUUUCAAUCACCAAAAUGCUUUUAAUUACCAUGACAGAUUUUCUGAUAGAGGGUCAGAGGGUCAAGAUGAAGAAGAACAACAAAACUUGCACUGGAGAGAUUAUAAUCACCAACUCUCAAGAACAGCACUCAUAGAUGACUUAGAAGCAGGAGCAAUGAAUCUUCAUUUUGAUGAUAUUUAUAGCGCACCUCCAGAAAAUCACACUGUAAAUCCAAACAUUUCUAGAAGCUUUUGAGUGAAGGCUUUGUCAUUUCAUUGUUCUCUCUUUCAAAAUAAUUGUCGUUUUGACUAAAUUAGGACAUGCAAAAAUCAAUGUAUUUGGAUACGUUACGGGUCGAUCGAAUUUUUUCUUCUUUUCAAAAUUUUGUGAAGGAAAACCAGAUCACAGUGGAAACAUAAUUUUAUUGUUUUCAUUUGUUUUUUAUUUUUCCUUGGACAAAAUUUUGAAAAUGAAAAUAGAAACCAAUUAAUAUAACAAUUUAGUCGAAGCGGCAUUUAUUUAUUGGUGAAAACUUACAUACAGUUGUCUUCGUAUGAAGUUUGAUAGUCGAGAACUGUUAGAUGACAAUUUAGUCAAAUUUGUCUAUUUAUUAGUUUUCGACUACCAACUUUACAUGAAUACAAUUGCAUGUGAGUGUUAAUCUUGUUUAUUUUGAAAUAGAGGAAUGUUUGUUUGGGAGGUUCUGCUUUCCAAGCACUGUAAAUCCAAAGUUCUUAUGGUUUGUUCCUUUCCAUGUCAUGAUUGCCCUUCUUUGUUUACCAGUAUGCAAAUUAGAAACAAUAUUCUUUGAUGUAAAUAGAUUCAUUGGAAUUUGAAGAUUAAUUA
Messenger RNA from Arachis duranensis, 3716 nucleotides. Its product is annotated as autophagy-related protein 9. The coding region runs from base 504 to 3125 and encodes 873 amino acids. Lineage: Eukaryota; Viridiplantae; Streptophyta; Magnoliopsida; Fabales; Fabaceae. The record is from RefSeq and is a predicted model, not a curated record. Gene Ontology annotation, cellular component: phagophore assembly site; autophagosome. Gene Ontology annotation, biological process: autophagy of mitochondrion; protein localization to phagophore assembly site. The transcript has 10 exons.